AUGUAUUCAUAUUUUUGUUUUUCUUCCAUGCAGGUCCAAGACAAAAAAAUACAUUUAAAUAUAAUGGUGAAAGUUUUAUGUCUGCACGGGUUCGGCCAAACAGGUGAAAUAUUUGAGCAUCAGCUGAAUAGGUUGUGUGUUAAGCUUUCUUCUGUCGCAGAAUUUGAUUUUGUGGAUGCCCCCUAUCCGUUACCGCAUGACCACACGGGCUCCAACUCCAUUGCAACGUAUUCGUGGUGCAGGCAGCCGUGCGGCGAAGAGCCCAGCGAAGCGGAUGAUGAUUACAGUAUCGGGGACGCGGUGGUGAAGCGCCACAUGGCUGCUGAGGGGAUGCGCUACGACGUCAUUUUGGGAUUUUCUCAGGGUGGCCUUGUCGCCGCCCGUUACGUAAUGCUUCGUGAGCUUCACGGCGGUGACGGCUACGGGCCCCCGCUGAAGGGACUUAUAUUAGCUGCGACACCAGAUCCCCGUCGUACCUUCCCUGGGCUUGCCUCAGCAUUUAAAGACAGUGCUCGUUACGAUGCUGAAAACGAUGGUUUCCUGGGACCUUUACCUUCCCUGCAUAUCGUGGGCAGGAAAGAUGGGGUUGUGGACCCAGCGGAGAGCGCAUCUUUCGCGGAUGCAUGUCGACCUCACGCUGACGUUUUGUGGCAUGAGCACGCACACAGCUUCCCAACGCUACAGAAUAUUGUCAUGUCUCUGAAGUCAUUCUUUGAGCGCAUUGCGCAGAGAAACCCUGGUAAUGAUGGUGGGGAUAGUACUCUUACCGCGGCUUGCGAGGAGGAGUUAGAAAUGAUUUCAUGUGUUUACGGCGAGGAAUGCGUUCAUCGUGGAAAGAUGACCACCGUGUCGCUGCCGUUGCUGUUGAACUGCGCGGACGGAGACCUGGAGGGCAGCCCACUCGCAGCGCUACGACUGUGUGUGGCUUUGUCAAAGGGAUACCCUGCUGAAAUUCCAAAGUUCGAUAUCGUGGGCGGACCUUCCAAUCACCAUGUUUUCUACGAGCGCUGGAGGGCAAAGCUAGUUUCUGACACCACAGCGUUCAUGCGAGAGGGACCUGAGGGCAAAAGUGGUAUGUUGCUACCUGCGAUAAUGUUCACCGGAGAACAAGCAGUUGGUGCUCUUGAUUUCCUGAAGUCCGUUUUCGCGGAGGGAGGGGAAAUGCACGACAGUGCUGGUGUUGCGACGGGAGAGCAAUGGAAAGAACGAAAAGUGAAUGAUUGGCUGUGGGAGGAGGAUGACAGUGAAGGUGCGAGGAGUGCAUGCAUUGCCGAGUCGCACCGACGUGCGCAAGAAGUGCUUGCGGGUGGUUCUCCGUCUUUUCGGCCGUAUGGCAGAGGGGAUUGCGAAGGUGGAGGUUGUUACGAUGCUGGUGGGAGGGGUAGGAGUCUCGAGUUUACUAUCGGCCUCAUUGGCAAACCGUCGGCAGGGAAGAGCACGUUUUACAAUGCGGUAACUAAUCCCGAUAACGAGAGCAAGGCUGCAAGGGUUGCAGCGUUCCCUUUCACCACAAUCGACCCCAAUGUCGGCUGUGGUUUCGGUCCCAUUUUCUGUCCGUGUAGUUUGUCACAACCCUCGCCGUCAAGCACGGGACAGUGUGGCGCCAAGUAUGGUCAUGUUACUACUUUUGGAGCUCCACACCGGCGACACCCCAUAGUGGUGAAGGAUGUCGCUGGUCUCGUGCAAGGUGCCUACCGGGGUAAGGGAAAGGGGAAUCGAUUCCUCAACGAUUUGUGCGAUGCAGAUGUUCUCGUACACAUUGUUGAUGGUGCAGGCGCGACUUACGCGGACGGAUCAGCGUGUGCACCAGGGGAAGGAUCCACCUUCGACGACAUCAUGUGGGUUCGAGGAGAAUUGCACAGCUGGAUAUAUGACAAUCUCCGUGCACAGUGGGCUGCCGUAGUUCGAAAACCAUUGAAAAUACGAACGGUGUUCACGGGGUACCACAGUCCACCGUCAUCCAUCGAUGCAUUGCUGCGGUGUCUUGGAAUCUCUACUGAAGUGGAGCUGGUUCGGCGCCUGCCAGCGUGGGGGGCUGCCGAGCUGCACUUGCUUGUGGCUACAUUUGUCCAUCUGCGGUUUCCCAUAGUUGUAGCGCUCAACAAGGCAGAUAUGCGGUGCGCGGCGGACAAGUUGAUUUGUACCCUGAAGGAGCGCUACCCGAACGAAACCCUUGUUCAAAUGUCCGCCAAAAUGGAAUGCAAUCUCCUUUUCUUACGACAGGUGGGCGCUGUUCGCUACGUGCCCGGUGAUCACAGCUUCGAAGAAGUCGAUGGGGCCCCUGCAAACGUCACGGACGCCGUAAGGAAAAGGGCGAUGAAGGCCCUGGUGGAGUUGCGUGAGUUUUUUAGCCCAAUGCACCCUGAUACAACAACAGGCGUUCAGGCGGUCCUGGCCGCUGCUCUCUCUCUGUGCCCCGGUCACUUAGUGUAUCCAGUUGAUGCGAUCGAGCGCCCACUAAAUUCGUUUCCCCACUGUUUUCCAUUCAAGGGAGGAACCUGUGCGGGGGAGGUUUUUGAUGCAUUGCUACGGUCGAACCUGUUGGACGGCAAGUUGGUGCGGUUUGAAGCAGUGGAUACCAAAUAUUUGGUGGAGGGGGGAGAAGUGUCUGUGCUUAAAAGGGACACUGUCCUGCCUGGGAGGCACGUGGUGGUGCGGGUUCUCAGCACCAAACGACAUUUGGUGGCACAAAAGCGAGAAGGAAAAGAGUGCAUGUUGGGUGUGGGGCCAAAGGUGUGA
This is a messenger RNA of Trypanosoma brucei brucei TREU927, 2739 nucleotides long. RefSeq lists its product as hypothetical. The transcript has a single exon. Lineage: Eukaryota; Euglenozoa; Kinetoplastea; Trypanosomatida; Trypanosomatidae. Gene Ontology annotation, molecular function: protein binding; ATP hydrolysis activity; GTP binding. Gene Ontology annotation, cellular component: cytoplasm. The coding region runs from base 1 to 2739 and encodes 912 amino acids. The record is from RefSeq and is a predicted model, not a curated record.